Durusdinium trenchii is the source of this 913-nucleotide messenger RNA. Lineage: Eukaryota; Dinophyceae; Suessiales; Symbiodiniaceae. The record is from the annotation of a GenBank genome assembly.
AUGGUGCGAAGAAAGCUCGCCUUUGAUCAUGUGAUUAAAGACAUUCACAUCCCGCUGUCAGAUUGGGAAGGUAACAUCAGCUUGCAACCAUUCCCGAUAGUUCUGCCGCACCUGCUAGCCCAUAAACUGAUCUCUUGUGGCUACAGUGAACAAUGUCUUGGCCAGGGGUCAGACCGGUAUUGGAAAUUGACGCAGGAAGAGUUUGGCAUCUCAAGACCAGGUCCUCCAAAUUGUCCUGCCAUAGGCUUGCAGCUGUUUGGCGAUGAGGCGCAGAUCCAAGGUACUUCGUACAUGGCCCUGCACUGGUCUAGUGAACAGAGCCCUUAUUGGAGCAAAGCAAAACGCUCCAAGUUCCUGAUCGCCUUGGUGCCUCAAAAUUUUUACGCCAUGAGAGAGCAAGUGAACAUGACGCUUCAAAGUGUACUAGAGGCUGUUGUGGAGUCCAUCAAUGACUGGACUGACAAUGGAGUUGAUGGAUUGUACGCCAAAGUGGCAACGUGCAAAGGGGAUUGGAAGUACCUUGUUCAGAGUUUGAAUUUGAAGAGGAAGCCGACCACCAAUCGAAUAUGUUUUCUCUGCAUGGCAAGCAAGGAUAUGGAGAGGCCACUUACAGACCUCUCGCCGGAAGCUUUGUGGAGAGUGGAUGUGCCAACUGAGCCUUGGUCGGAGGAACCAGUUUUGCUCAAGCUGCAUGACAGCACUUUGUCUCACAUGGCAAUUGACUUGCUCCAUGUGUGGUUUCUUGAAACUUUCCUGCAGCGACCUGAUGUGAUUUGCGAUGAUGUGGUGAAGACCACAGUGUGGAGUGCUGUCAAUGUGAUUGAUGUGCUGUUUGCAUCUCGCCGGGACCAUGGCCUCUUUAUGGAGGAGCAGGACAUUCAACAAGUCCGAGCUGUUGGCUCCAUAUUUUGCA